AUGCCAGUCGAGCGUGCGGAUACCUACGGCCUCAUGUUAGUGAGUCCCAAAAUGAUGACCUUGACGCGCGGUGAGUGGCACAGCCUUUCUCUUGACAUCGGUUUUACACCUUGCUACGAUCGUGCUGACGUCCCCAUCGUGGCAUCUGUAUCAAGUAUCUUGGGCUUAGUCGUACUCAAAGGUAUUUACGUGCACCCAUCCAUUCAUCAAUGUGAUGGUACCAUCAUCAGGAUACACAUCACCAACCACAGCAGGUGCGAAGAGAUCGUUGUCAACGCUGGGCGAGCCAUUGCUCAGGUUUUCUUCAUAAGCAGCAAUGAAAUUGGCUUGGAGACCCGGGUGCCGGAGCACGUCAUUGUGACUAAUGACACAGUGUUGGCCAAAGAUCUCCCUAGCCUCGUGAUAGUCGAGCCAGCGAACAGAGACCGAGCCGUCUGUCGUCCGGAUGAGAUGCCCAUCUUGCAUCCACUCUCCAGUACGAACACUCUUCCUUUCCUUGUCGUUCCCUUGGAACGAAUCACUAAGCAACAUCGCGACAUCUUUGGAAUGGUAGGUUUCAACAAGAACUCCCAGGACAAUAAUAAUGGCACAACUUAUCUGAAGAAAGGCAGCCUAGUAGCUUGCAUUCGAUUCACCAGACUUGCAAACGUGGACUACCUGUGGUUAUGA
Messenger RNA from Branchiostoma belcheri (Belcher's lancelet), 669 nucleotides. RefSeq lists its product as uncharacterized. Bases 1 to 669 code for a protein of 222 amino acids. Lineage: Eukaryota; Metazoa; Chordata; Leptocardii; Amphioxiformes; Branchiostomatidae. The record is from RefSeq and is a predicted model, not a curated record. The transcript has a single exon.